This is a messenger RNA of Megalobrama amblycephala (Wuchang bream), 5090 nucleotides long. RefSeq lists its product as uncharacterized. The transcript has 22 exons. Lineage: Eukaryota; Metazoa; Chordata; Actinopteri; Cypriniformes; Xenocyprididae. The coding region runs from base 2362 to 3870 and encodes 502 amino acids. The record is from RefSeq and is a predicted model, not a curated record.
UGUAAUUAAAUUAUAUAAACUUAAAAUAACGAUGCAAGUAAAGCAAUGCAAACGCAAACGGGCGUUUUAAGUUUAGAAACAUUUUGAGUCACCCCUCCCUUGCCUCACAGUGGUUUGUCCACCGCGCACGUCACACUUGUCUGUGUGUGUGUAGAUUCUGUAGAAGUCCGGCGGCGGCGCCGGCGGGAGAGAACAGAUGAGUUCCAGCAAAGACUAUAGAAUAAAAAAGGGAAAGGGACCUUGGUUCCUGUAAAUCGGCAAGGCUAUUUUAUUCAAAAACAUAGGAUGAAGUGAUUAUUUUCUCUUUAAUGCUGACGGUGCUGAGUAAUUAGUCAUAACAACAACAACAACAACAAAAAAAGAUGAUAACUGGUGAUUUUUUUCUAAUCCCUCAUUCAUCAGAGCAGCUACCAAGAGAAAUGGCUUAUUUAAGAAUGUGGAGAAAACGUAAAGCAGAUAUCAAUGAACUUCUCCUGUCUGAAAACGACAAUGCAGUGACAAUCAACAACGCAGUCAUGACAAAUGACAGAAAGGAAACAACCAAUGAUGAUGGUGGAAGCAAUACUGAUGACCACAGCACCAUUGUGACCACUGAUGGUUCAGACUUUGACACAGACAUUGGAAUGUGUGACUCAGAUGUGGAGAUUUUGAAUCCCGAACCAGAGGCCCAAGUUAGAAACCUAGGCAAUGACUUGCGAGAGUGGAGUACAAGACACCAAAUUACUAAUAGGUCCCUAAAUGAAUUAUUGCAAAUGCUAAGGGAUCAUGGACAUGUACUCCCCAAAGAUUCCCGCACAUUACUAGCCACCCCUCAAGUCAUUGACAGCCAUUCAAAAUGCAAUGGACAGUAUAUAUACAAUGGCUUGGAGGGCGGCAUUUCCUGUAUACUGUGUCAAAAUGAUGCUUUCAGGCAACAACACAGUACGGUCAGUUUAGAUGUCAACAUUGAUGGACUACCAAUCUUUAAAAGUAGCAAAAUCCAGUUCUGGCCAAUACUGGUGAAAUUUAACAAUUUCAAUCCAUUUAUUGUGGCAUUAUACUGUGGGGAAAGCAAGCCUGAGCCCCUUGAUGAUUAUCUCCAUGACUUUUUGGAGGAGUUCAAUAAUCUCCAACAGAAUGGCCUGGUGAUUCGUGGCAAAAAGUUUGCAGUAAAUAUUCAUACCUUUGUUUGUGAUGCACCGGCAAGAGCAUAUUUAAAAUGCAUUAAAGGUCAUACUGCAUAUGACAGUUGUGAGAGGUGCCAAGUGAAAGGCCAGUAUGUCGAAAGAAGAGUCGUCUUCAAUCAGCUUGACAUCCACCUUGCGCACAGAUGAAGCAUUUAGUCAGAUAGAGUAUUCCCGCCAUCAAAAUGGGUCUAGCCCUUUAAUAGCUGCUGGGAUUCCCUGUGUCAGUGCCUUUGUGUUUGACUAUAUGCAUACGAUUUGCUUGGGUGUUGUUAGGCGGCUGCUGGUGUAUCUGACUAGAGGCCCAAAACUGUGUAGGCUCUCUGUGAGACAGAAAAUUGAAAUAUCACAAAAACUGAACAUGCUACGAGGCCAUAUGCCCAGCGAGUUUGCGCGACAGCCCCGUGGCCUUCAGGAGUUGGACAGGUGGAAAGCCACAGAGUUCCGUCAGUUUCUUCUUUACACGGGACCCAUAGUACUCAAAAAUACUGUCUCUUCACAGCUGUAUGAUCAUUUUGUGACAUUGACCGUGGCAGUAUCCAUCAUGCUGGACUCGGAUGACGUGACAAGAGCUGCCUAUUUGGAUUUUUCUUCUGAACUGAUGAGGCACUUUGUGUCUAGCUGCCCUGCACUCUAUGGAAAAACAUUUGCUGUGUACAAUGUGCAUGCCCUGUUACACAUCCAUGAAGAUGUCUCUCGUUUCAAAUGCUCUUUAAAUGACAUAUGUUGCUUUCCAUAUGAGAAUUAUUUGCAGCAGAUCAAAAGAUUGGUCAGGACUGGCCAAAAUCCAUUAGCGCAGGUGUCCAAACGACUGGUCGAAAUUGAACAUGCCCAGGGGAAUUCCAGUGCACAGUCUAAGGCGAAGCCCAAAAUGUACAUUUCAACAAAAAUGAGAGACAGCUGCUUCCUUUUGAAAGAUGAGAGGUUUGCUUUUGUUCAAGAGAGGAGGGGAGAUGGGACGGUUGUUUGCGAUGUGAUAAAACAGAGACACACUGUCAAUCUGUUUGACAAACCAUGUCUGUCAAAGCUCUUGAACAUUGGUUACAUAGGGCAUAGCCGUAGAUUCAAAAGAAAAGAACUCAAGGAAGAAGACCUCAGUCGAAAAGUAGCCUGUCUACCUUACAACAAUGGCUCUGUCAUGAUUCCUCUGCGGCAUGGCAUUGAACAUUCAUGUUGAAGAUUGGCAAGUCAAAAAGUUAUGCUUUUUGUCAGAGCCGUUUGGAAUGAAAAUGGGAAGGAAAUGGAGGGGACCAUCCCUGAUGCCUGGGUUAAUGUAGCUGAGAAAACCCUUCGGUGGCCAAAGACAAGGGCAAAAUAUUGUUUUGAAAACCAUGUGGCCCCUAAGGAUGACUGGGAUAUGUUCCCAUUGUUGAAAGUGAAAUUUACCGCAGAAAGUCUCCAUGAGUGUGAGGAAUAUGAUCAAACCAGCCAUGCUGAACAAUGUGAAGAUGAAGACGAAGAGGUUAUAGUGCGAAAGAGGAUGAAAAAAACUAAAACUUUUGAAGAUUAUGUUGAAGGAUCUGACCUGUCUGAGGCGACUGCUGAGGGGGAGGAUAAAGAAGAGAGGAAAGGAGAUGCCAGUCCCGAAAUUCCAGUCUUUCCCACCCCACCAAUCAAAAUGUCAAAGAAUGGUUCACCCAGGUCUGUGGGCCAGGAAAAGUCAACUAUUCGUACACCCAAGUCUGUGGAUCGUAACAGGUCAAGUAGUGGUACACCCAAGUCUGUGGAUCGUAACAGGUCAAGUAGUGGUACACCCAAGUCUGUGGAUCGUAACAGGUCAAGUAGUGGUACACCCAAGUCUGUGGGUCGUAACAGGCCAAGUAGUGGUACACCCAAGUCUGUGGGUCGCAACAGGCCAAGUAGUGGUUCACCCAGGUCUGUGGGCCAGGACAAGUCAACUAGUCGUACAUCCAGGACUGUGGACCGCGACAGUUCUACUAGUGUAUUGGGUUGCACAGGUUCGUCAAGGUCCAGAUCCAGGUCCAGGUCCGUGGGCCGGGACAGUUCAAGUAGUUGUUCCUCCAGGUCUGUGAGCCGGGACAGUUCAAGUAGUCGUGAGUAUUGCCAGUUACAUUUGGCUUCUCUUAUUGAAUGUCAAAUUAGCAUGAAGAAUACUAUUGUUACUGGACUGACUAAUGUUGGUGGUUUGGGUUUAUCAGGUGUACCCAGGUCCCAGGCUGUGGAGAGCAGGUCCAUGGAUGGUCUUUCACAUGCAAGGUCCAUUUCCAAUAGGGAUGUGCCAACCACGUUCCCGCUGUCAGAAGCGAAGUUCCAGAAAAUCGUUCUUACAAAGCUGGUGACUCUCACUGAUGAAGUCAGAAAAAUGCAGAGGAGCGUACCUCAAUCUGGAAUUGAAAUAAAGAAGAUGGACACCUUGGAAGAGUUCCAGAGGGAGGAGGCUUCUCUUCUGGAACCACACAAAUUUGAAACCUUGGUUUGUCAGCUGGCAAGAGUGGGGGGGAGAGAUGUUAAGGACUGCACGCACAAAGUGAUGGACAGGCUCUUCACCAAUCAACUUAUGACCAAAUUCAAUAUGAAGGGGAAGGGUAAAAAAGGAAAAUUACGGUUUGAGGACAAAACAGUGUUUUCAGCAAUAAAAGCUGCUGUCAUGAAAUGGGAUGCCGCUGCAACAGAGGCACAGAUAAAAUCAUCUGCAGCUGAUCACCUGAAACAUGCCCCUGGGAGACUCGGGGGUGGUGGCUAUUAAUCUUUAGGAGCCACAUUUUGUUAAUUGUUUUACUGUUUUAACAACAUUUUAUAUAUUUUGUAAUUGUGUUAAUUUCUGUUCUGGCUUUUAAGAUUUGUGUUAUUGUGUUCUGGCUGUGAAGUUUUGUUCACCAGAAAAAAUUAGUAAUAAAGUAGUUUGAGAAUUUUAAUAGUUGAUUUCUUGGAGUGGUCAGUUUACAGGAAAAUGGUAAGCAGUUUAUUGCCAUUAUAUUGAUAAAAUGCAGUUUAUACAGUACACAGUUAUUCAAUUAAAUAUUCAAUAUUAUCAGUAUUCUUUAAAAUCUUAUUUAGGUCUAUCGUCUGACGUUUCAUGACACGACAACCAUUAACAAUGAUUAACUGGGUUUUUCUCUGUGAGAACUGCCACUGUUUUGAAGUAAACAUUUUUUACAGUUGGAUCCAUGCAAAUAUGCACAGUUGGGAAUUCAGUGGGUCUUUAACAGUCUACUACAGAACAUUAAUUAACAUUUCUACUACAGAAAACGCAUCUAAUACAACUUUUAGUCUGGCUACCUUUAGAUGUCUAACAAUCAGGUCUUUAGCAUGUCUUUAAUUGACGUCUAUACAAUGCCCUGAAAAGAUGUAUAAUAAACGGUCAAUCUGGCUCCUGUGAGGACGUCUUCUGGAGGUCUAACAAUUAUGUCUGUAACACGUCUUUAAUUGACGUCUAAACAAUGUCCAGAAAAGACAUAAAAAAAAAACUUUCAUUCUGGCUCCUGUGAGGACGUCUUCUGGAGGUCUAACAAUUACGUCUGUAACACGUCUUUAAUUGACGUCUAAACAAUGUCCAGAAAAGACGUAAAAAAAACUUUCAUUCUGGCUCCUGUGAGGACGUCUUCUGGAGGUCUAACAAUUACGUCUGUAACACGUCUUUAAUUGACGUCUAAACAAUGUCCAGAAAAGACGUAAAAAAAACUUUCAUUCUGGCUCCUGUGAGGACGUCUUCUGGAGGUCUAACAAUUACGUCUGUAACACGUCUUUAAUUGACGUCUAAACAAUGUCCAGAAAAGACGUAAAAAAAACUCAUUCUGGCUCCUGUGAGGACGUCUUCUGGAGGUCUAACAAUUCCGUCUGUAACACGUCUUUAAUUGACGUCUAAACAAUGUCCAGAAAAGACGUAAAAAAAACUUUCAUUCUGGCUCCUGUGAGGACGUCUUCUGGAGGUCUAACAAUUAUGUCUUUUAGACGUGUUCUAGACGA